Henningerozyma blattae CBS 6284 is the source of this 1464-nucleotide messenger RNA. RefSeq names its product Edc1p (gene EDC1). Bases 1 to 1464 code for a protein of 487 amino acids. The transcript has a single exon. NCBI's taxonomy places the organism in Eukaryota, Fungi, Ascomycota, Saccharomycetes, Saccharomycetales, Saccharomycetaceae. The record is from RefSeq and is a predicted model, not a curated record.
AUGUCCUCAGAUACUAUGUUCUUUAACAGUUCUCGACUUAUACAGUCGUCAAGUAAGAAUUCGACGAGUAAUCUAUCUAAAUUAAAUAAGAAACAAAUGAAACUAGACAAGAAAUCCAAAGCCAAAGCCGAACAAGAGUAUACCACUGAGUCUCCUAUAAAACAAACCCAGUCUAACGAUACUCAACAAAUCGAAAAAGAUAAACAAAAACAAAAGAAAAAAUUUGCAAGUAAGAACAAGAAAGAAACUAAAAAAGAGAAAAAACCGAAUAAGCAAUUAAAUCCAAAUUUUCUUUUAACAAAUGAACAAACUUUACCGAAUGGUGAAAAGCCAAAUUUUGGUCAUUCUUCAACAAAUACAUCGCCAACCACUAUGAGACAUAAUAAUAGAAGCAAUUGUGGUAAUACCAAUGAUAAAUAUUCUUCUAAAAGAGAGAAUUCUAACUCUAAAUCUUCUAAAACUAAACAUAAAUCAAAACAUAACACUGCCAAUAAUGGUAAACAUUCAAAAAAAUUAAUGGCAAAAGAACAAAUUGCUAGUCUUGAUACGUCAAUAAUGACUGAAGAUUUGAAAAAUCUUUUAUUGACACCAACAACGAGUAACACAACAACUGCUCAACUUUCUAAAGUGAUUACUCCCAGGAGAAAUGAACCUUCGGGCAUAUCAGCUAUUACUCCACCUCCUCUACAACCAAUUAAUUUGCAUCAAAAUCAUAAUCAAAACCAACAAAACCAAGCUCAAGCUCAAAUUCCAAUGCAAAUUCCAAUGCAAAUGCAUUUACCUGUCACUCAACCAGGUAUUUAUCCUAUAGGACUAUCUCCAUCCCCUAUAGCUAAGAACUGCAACAUUAACAAUUCAAAUGUAUCUCCAGGCAAUUUGAAUUUGAAUUCAAACGUGAUUCCACCUCUUUAUCAGCAACCUAAUGCUGCUGCUCCAUUGAACGGAAUAUUACCAAGUGCUCCAAUGAGUUUAAGCAGUUCAGGAAUGAGUGUCAAUAUGAAUAUGGGUAUGAAUAUGAGUAUGAACGGAAUACCUAUGAACGGUAUGGUUCCUAAUUAUGUUGGGUUGCCAAGCAUUCCAGGUAUGCCUCCCGGUGCAACUACACCAAUUAUGAACACAAGCCCUUUGACCAAUUUAAAUAGCUUGAACAGUUUGAACAACUUUAACUUCAAUAUGCUAACCCCAACUAACUCCAACACUACCAAUAGUAAUUCUAUUUCUAACCCUCAUUCUACUGUGCCAUCCUCAAGUAGUAGAAGCUCAAGCACUGGUAGUGACACUUUUGUCAAGCCACACCAACAAGCAGAAAAUUACAAGAUUUCCUCUCAUAGUAGUAGUAACUGUAAUAUUCUAAGUUCCACUAGUAAGAAAUCAUCAAAACCAAGAAACAAGAACUUCGCAGGUGCAUCGUUCGCAACAGAUUUGCCAGAAGUCCAAUCCCUACCUAAGCCAAGUUUUACAUAA